Molecule: messenger RNA, 1397 nt
Organism: Diachasmimorpha longicaudata
Lineage: Eukaryota; Metazoa; Arthropoda; Insecta; Hymenoptera; Braconidae
Gene: Mlc-c
Product: myosin-2 essential light chain
Exons: 5
Coding region: 412-855 (147 amino acids)
Cellular component (GO): myosin II complex
Molecular function (GO): myosin heavy chain binding; calcium ion binding
Source: RefSeq, a predicted model, not a curated record
CAAAGUCGCAGUUUCUCGUAGUAUACUAAGAAAGGCAGGCACAUUCCAAUAGAGCCACAGGUUCCAACCUGGCCAUCAGAAAGGGAUUACCCAUGUGAGUGGUGGGGACAACGAGUAAAGGUUAUUGCUAUUGGUUUUCACUCUCAAUUGCAGCUAUUGAGGUCAUUCGAUGGUGGAUAAUUUUUCCGCCUAGUCACCAUAAAAUAUCAAAUUCUUGAGCACUGACUCAUAUCCCGGAGUAUUCCAGUUGUGGCGAUAUUAUAGAAUCACACACGACAUUAGUGUCGAACAACGGAUCAUCAAAAGUUCGAGUCUACUGCCUACGUCAAGUUCGUUAUUCCAUAAACUAAUACUAAAUUCUAUCAAUUAAUCUUUACCGAAGACCAUAAACACCCACAUUUACGAGUUGCCAUGGCGUCGUACUCAGAGGAUCAGCUGGCCGAGUUUCAAGAGGCAUUCCAGCUCUUUGACAGCCGCGGAGAUGGGAAAAUCCACGUCUCCCAGAUCGGCGACGCUCUGAGAGCUCUAGGGCAAAAUCCCACGGAGAGUGACGUGAAAAAGUUUACCCAUCAGCAUAAGCCAGAUGAGCGUAUAAGCUUCGAAGUCUUCCUGCCGAUUUAUCAAGCAAUCAGUAAAGCCCGUACUUCAGAUACUGCUGAUGAUUUCAUUGAGGGAUUGCGUCACUUUGACAAGGAUGGCAAUGGUUUCAUUUCUUCCGCUGAAUUGAGACAUCUUUUAACCACGCUUGGUGAAAAAUUGAGUGAUGAAGAGGUCGAGACUCUUCUUGCUGGUCACGAAGACUCCCAGGGUAACAUCAAUUACGAGGAUUUUGUUCGUCAAGUCAUGUGCGGCUAGAGCUUAGACUUAAUAUAUCACAACCACAAAAAUAAAAAACACAAAAGCUUUUCCAUAAAAAUAGUAUUGGGUUAGAGAGUUUCCACUUUGGAUUCCUUAAUCAGGUAUAAUUACUACAGCUUUUGAAUAUGUGGAAUUCCUCAAUCAAUUUCCUUGAUUAAUUUCCGUUACUGAUUUUUAUGUACACUUUUUUAUAUUAAAAAUUGGAAGAUAGGAGAAUAUGCAUUAGAUAAGUAGAUCUAAAUGUUAGUGAGUUGUGCCUUCAUCCAAGUAUAUUAUGCAUUUACGCCAACUAUGGUAAUUGUCUCUUCGUGAAGAAUAGAAGUUAUAUAUAUAUUUGAGAUGAAUACAAAAUAUAUACACUAACUAAUGAUCUAAACUUUGGAAUUACAGUCAUUAAACGAUGGAUGCAGAUAAGGAUUAUCGGAUGAUUUCAAGCAUUUUAUAGGUCACUCCGAUAAUAGUCAAAUUGUCACUUUUUGAUUUUAUAGAUGGAAUGAAAUUGAAACUUAUUCAAAUAAAUAGGAAGAGAGAGAGAAAAA